CUUUGUCUUAUAUUCCAUUUCUCAUCGACUAUAUAACCACCCUUUCACCUUCAACUUUUUAACACUUCAAUUGCAACAAUCUCUUCACUCCUCCCUCAUAACCCUCUUUCCCCUCUUCCAUUUUCCCCACAAAGUUCCCAUCUUUGAAUCAUUAUGAUGAAAGUGGUACUGAAGGUGGAACUCUAUGAUGACAAAAUCAAGAAAAAGGCCAUGAAGAGAGUGUCUGGAAUUUCAGGGGUUGAAUCGGUCUCUGUGGACAUGAAGGACCAGAAAAUGACCGUAAUUGGGAGUGUGGAUUCUGUUAAAGUGGCGAUAAAGCUUAAAAAACUGUGUCAUGCUGACAUACUUUCAGUUGGACCUGCGAAGGAAGAGAAAAAGGAAGAACCAAAGAAAGAAGAGAAGAAGCCAGAAGCCAAGAAAGAUCCAAAGGAGGAAUAUGCUGAAGCUCUGAAGGUGUAUGAAGCAUAUUUUAACCAAAUUAGACAGCAACCAUAUCCAUAUUACUAUUACAGAACAGUGGAAGAGAAUCCAACUGGCUGUGUUAUUUGCUAAUAAGUAUUGGAAAAUGAUGGGGUUUAAGGGAUAAUAAAAGAGAUUAAGAAAAGAAGACAGUGGCUGGAGUUGAUGAAGGGGGAGUCAUGUUUCUUUUGGAAUCUCCAUUUUUCUUCUUUUCUUUGUUAAGUUUUGGCCUUUCUUCUUGUAAAAAGUUCAGAAGAAAACAGAAGUCUAAAAGUUGAGAAAUAUCUUAUGUACAUUAUUUUGUAUUUUGUGGUGUAAUACAGUGUGUUCAAAGUUUUAGCAUGGUUGCUAUAGAAUUAAGAAUUGAGAAAUCGGUUUUAUUAAA
Messenger RNA from Vigna unguiculata (cowpea), 844 nucleotides. Its product is annotated as heavy metal-associated isoprenylated plant protein 39-like. NCBI's taxonomy places the organism in Eukaryota, Viridiplantae, Streptophyta, Magnoliopsida, Fabales, Fabaceae. Gene Ontology annotation, molecular function: metal ion binding. The record is from RefSeq and is a predicted model, not a curated record.